GUUUUUGAACUGCAACAGUACUGCAAUCUGCGACAUAUUUUGCACCGUUUCUUNUUUUCUUAUAGAAGAAACUUUCUUCUUUCAAUGGCAUCGGCAGCUCCGACGUUUCCAUCUACAAGAGAGACAACUAAUUAUGCCAGAUUAUGCCGGCUUUUGGUGGAUUUUGGUUCUCAGGCCCUGCGAGACACAUUUGAUAGAAUUCAUCCUCCAGGAGGCCUUGAAACAGUUUUGGCAACACCACCAGCUCUUCCUAAACUGCAGUACCUUCAAGUGAAGAAAAUCUUGAAUCCUUUUCAAUGGGAUAUACUAUACCCUGCCAUCAAAUCUUCAGUUUCGUCCAAAGACUUUGAUAUCACCUUGCUGGUGGUGCUGCUCAGGAAUAUUUGUGGCCUGACUACUCCAGCCACUGGCUGGGAUACCCUUCCUUUGCCUGCAGAUUUGUCUUGUGAAGCUGACAUCGCUCGCAUCAAAUUCUACAAAAAUAAAGUGUGUGGUCAUUCCGCCCAAGCGUCGGUUGACGAUGCGACAUUUCACAAUUAUUGGAAGAAUAUCCGCUGUACGCUGGUAAGACUUGGUGGAGUGGCUUAUGAAGCAGCUAUUGAUGGGCUCAAGUAUGACUGCUGGGACCCUGAACUAGAAGAACACUACAAAGAGCUUCUAAAGAAGUGGAAGACGGACGAAGAUAGUGUGAUGGACAAGCUGAUUAACGUUGAAGCCAAAGUAGAUAAAGUAGUAGCAGCAGUGGAUAGAAUUGAGAGGCAAUUGAUGCCAUCGCCUGGUAGGUGA
Messenger RNA from Porites evermanni, 786 nucleotides. Lineage: Eukaryota; Metazoa; Cnidaria; Anthozoa; Scleractinia; Poritidae. The record is from the annotation of a GenBank genome assembly.